This is a messenger RNA of Mixia osmundae IAM 14324, 1746 nucleotides long. RefSeq lists its product as uncharacterized. Bases 1 to 1746 code for a protein of 581 amino acids. The record is from RefSeq and is a predicted model, not a curated record. Gene Ontology annotation, biological process: metal ion transport; transmembrane transport. Gene Ontology annotation, cellular component: membrane. The transcript has 2 exons. Gene Ontology annotation, molecular function: magnesium ion binding; cobalt ion transmembrane transporter activity; cobalt ion binding. Lineage: Eukaryota; Fungi; Basidiomycota; Mixiomycetes; Mixiales; Mixiaceae.
AUGGAAGACCGACUGAGGCCCAGCUUGCGCGAAGGGCGGACGACGUCGAGCUUGAGAUCAGCAGCGCUCGGUGUCCAGUCUGCUCGGCGUAUCGCGUCUGGCGCCUCUGCCCAGUCUGCCAAAGCGAGUGAAAAUGCAGGCAGACGACAUUAUGCGUGGGUGCCGCAGUACUCUGACCAAGGUAUCGAUCCACGCACAGCCCAGCUUGAUGACUUGGAUCAGCCCAUCCAUGUCUGCAUCGUCGACUACUCCGACACGCGACACGAUGAGAUGCUGCUCUCCAAUCAAGAGGCGAUAGAGCAUUUGCACAAACCUCGUCCAUCCUGGAGCAAAGUCAGGUACAUCAACGUCUCGGGACACUCCUGGGAUGUCCUCAAGACGCUCGCGCUCAAGUAUGAGCUCCAUCCGCUCGCGCUCGAGGACACCCUCCACAUUUCAGAGACGCGUUCAAAGUCUGACUACUAUGCAAAUGCGCUCUUUCUGAACAUGCACAUCUUUGCGCUACUGUCUGAAGGCGGAGACAGCGCGAUGGAACCCCCGCCAAGCUAUUCGGCUAUCGCUCGACCUACUGUGGUCGCAAAGAAUCAGAAUCAUCUGCUUGAUCGGCUCCGAAAAGGUGCCCGCCGACCAGCAGCCGCUUUGCGCAAGGACUCUUCGGACCCUAGCUCGCUAGAGGCUGCCAGCGCGGAGGAGACCCUCGAGCAAGAGCCGGCGACGGAGGAGCAAACGCGACCGGACAAGACACGUUCGUCAAACUCGCGUAAGGAUGGACUCGCUCGAUCCGUCUUUCAGCCGCGCGUCUCCGAGACUCGCAAGGAUAUACUCAAAGUCACCAAGGCAUAUCGCGUACCGUACGAGACAGAGCAGCUCUCGAUCUAUCUUCUCAAGGAUGGCACACUCCUCACCAUCUUCCAGAACGAUAUCGAUCCUCAGACGGGCAUCGAUCCGCUCAUAGAGCCCAUCUUUGAACGGUUGAGGGACAAGAGCUCGCUUCUGCGAACGAGCGAAGAUCCGAGCUUACUCCUCCAAAGCGUUCUCGAUGCCGUCGUCGACAGACUGGUCGACCUUUGCGAGGCUUUCAGACAUCACAUCAAUACCGUCGAGGACCGUACGCUCAUCAGAGCAGAGACAGAUUCCGUCAAGCAUCUCUUCGUACUUUCAAACCAAAUCCUCACUCUCAAGCGCACGCUCACACCCAUCCACUCACUCAUUCGAGCACUCCAAAGAGACGACGAAUCGAGAGCGGCGGCCGUGCUGCCCGAAUCCGCUCACAGGGAGCGUGACCAAGCUCUUCGAGAUGGCAGAGGCCACGAGCUGCCUCGUAUCGGCUACGUCAGUCCUCGUGCUCGCCUCUAUCUCGGCGAUGUGCUCGAUCACAUGGAUUCCGUGCUUUCGAGCCUCGACCUCUUUGGCUCACAAUGUCAGCAACUCGUCGAUUAUACUUUCAAUAUGCUAAGCUUCAACACAAACGAGAGCAUGAAAGCACUUUCUAUGGUCACCAUCGUGUUUCUCCCUCUCGGUUUCCUGACUGGCUACUUUGGCCAGAACUUUAUGCAGUUUGCCGAGAUACAAGGCUCGGUAACCUACUUCUGGCGCAUUGCGAUUCCGUUGACGAUCGUCAUCGUUGCUCUGUUCAGCGGAAGCUAUAUCCUUCGUCUGAUUACCAGUGCAUUCCGCUCCUAUCGUCGCGAAGCCAAGUAUCGAGCUCGACGCAAGCUAGCUGCUCAGGAUCGUGCCCGGCGAUAG